This is a messenger RNA of Notodromas monacha, 2166 nucleotides long. The record is from the annotation of a GenBank genome assembly. NCBI's taxonomy places the organism in Eukaryota, Metazoa, Arthropoda, Ostracoda, Podocopida, Cyprididae.
AUGCCGACCACCGAACCGUUUCGUGCCUUCGAGUCUCGUUGGUGGGCUGUCAUAAUGGGAAUUGCGAGCUUAUUAGUAGUUCUCGUCGGAUUUCUUGAGUUGCCAGACGUCGAAUGUGAAAUGCUCCAGGUGGUCCGACCUCUCCCCGUGCAAAAAGACGAUGUGGUCGUGACGGGACAGAUCGGUGUCUCCAUGGGUUCGGAGGUACUGCUUGCUAAGCCAGAAGCCUGUGCUUCACCUGCCGAUAAUGCGCAAACUAGCGAUUGCUUUGAAACCAGCCCUGGAAGUCAUUGGUAUGGUGGUGGCGAGCAGUACCGCCAACCCUGGCCGCUGGAAUUGCAAGAACGUCUGAACUUUCCUUUCGUCACGGGGGACAUGCUACAAAAUGAAACGGCGUUCUACGGGGGCCUGAUCGAACGAUACUUUUUGAAUUCCAGAGGGAUGGGUAUCUACAUUUCUCCAGACGUUCCGCUGUUUCACACGGUGACAAACGGCACGCUUUGUUUCAAUGGGAAAGUCGAACUUCCAUUCAAAGCUCCGGAGCUGGAGCUCCCAUCAUCGAACUUCUUGUUCAAAUACGAUUUAUGCUCGGCCGGCAUCGAUCCGAGGGAAACUCACGUGGAAAUGGCCAGAAAAUUCAUUAGUGCUCCGGUUUCCGCUCCUGAUGAACGUAUGAUUAGAGCUCCUAUCUGGUCCUCUUGGGCACGCUUCAAAGAAAACGUCAACGAAUCUGUGAUCCUUGCCUUCGCCGAAGAAAUCAGUUCAAAUGGCUACCCGAACGCCCAAGUCGAAAUUGACGAUAAUUGGGAAACGUGUUACGGAGAACUCUCCUUCGAUCCAGAGAAGUUUCCAGAUCCAGCAAGGAUGAUUCGCGAUUUAAAUGACAUGGGAUAUCGCACUACUGUCUGGGUCCACCCCUUCAUGAAUUCAAAUUGUGAACAAUAUCCGAUCGCAUCUGACGCUAAAUAUUUCAUCCUGAACGGCGCAAAAAAUCAAACUGCGUGGUCCGUGUGGUGGAAAGGAUUCGGGGGACUUGUGGAUUUCACGAAUCCUCGAGCUGUCGAAUGGUACGAAAUCAAUUUUUCUUCACAUUUCUCGCAUGGCUUACUUCGGCAUGUGCAAUUUUGUGCUACGUCGAUGGAUUUGAAUAUUCUUCGCGAGACGAAUGGACACCGCUGCCGGAUGCGAUCAGAAAUAGUUAAUCCGUUGAUGUUGCCUUUGUUCGUAAAGCAUGCUUUUAUUGCUUCGGAAUACACUCGACCGCUGGACUUGCUUCAGCAAGAAAUGAACACCGAGCACCCAUCUUCCGGGAAAUUUCCUGAUUCUUAUUCCAGGUUCACUGGACGCUUGGAAAAACUGCGGGCAGAGACUGGGAUUGAUUCGUUCAAGUUUGAUGCGGGUGAAGUGAAUUGGAUUGCGAGGGAUUACUCGUUGUUUGAUGCAACACUGAUGUCCCAGCCGGAAGCGUUUUCAACACGUUACGUGGACAUCGUGUCGCACUUCGGUCCAAUGGCCGAAGUUCGAACGGGUAGGAGGAAUCAAAAUGCGGGAAUUUAUUUUAGAAUGCUGGACAAAUUGAGCGUUUGGGGUGACGCGAACGGACUGGCCACCUUGAUCCCGUCGCUUCUUCACUCGAACUUUAUCGGUUAUCCUUUCGUAUUGCCCGAUAUGAUUGGCGGAAAUGGCUACAGCGAAGAAUUCUUGCUUGGAGACUCAAUCCUUGUUGCGCCUGUGCUAGAGGAAGGAGAAACUUCCAGAGAUAUAUAUUUACCUCGUGGGCGUUGGGAGGAUCAGGUGUCAGAAGACCGUCCGGUUUACGAAGGGCCGAUCACUUUGGAGAAUUACCCGGCACCAUUGGAUGUUCUUCCGUACUUCAUAGCAGUUCCCUGAAAAACUGACCUCUUCUGAUGUGUAUCGAAUCGUAGACAAUGAACUGAUGUACUGUAUAACGCUCUAUUCACCUUCGUCGCAGUUGCUUUUAAUCUAAUCGUGCUGGGUGCAUGAAAAAUGGGAACGAUAUUUUAUGCCUGGGUCGAUCGUCACGUGCUUCAGAUCUUCGAUCGUUAGAAACGAACGAGCAGGUGUGGAUUUUCCAUUGAAUGUCCCUCUCACAUUCGUAUGCGUGUGCUCAGUUUUGUGGCGAAAUAAAAUGACGUCGUGGAAUUA